AUGUCUCCUUAUCGUCUUAUCUAUGGUAAAUUUUGCCAUCUACUGGUUGAAUUUGAGCACCAUUCUUAUUCUUCAAAUACAUGA
Molecule: messenger RNA, 84 nt
Organism: Spirodela intermedia
Lineage: Eukaryota; Viridiplantae; Streptophyta; Magnoliopsida; Alismatales; Araceae
Source: the annotation of a GenBank genome assembly